Galeopterus variegatus (Sunda flying lemur) is the source of this 441-nucleotide messenger RNA. RefSeq names its product UBA-like domain containing 2 (gene UBALD2). NCBI's taxonomy places the organism in Eukaryota, Metazoa, Chordata, Mammalia, Dermoptera, Cynocephalidae. The transcript is spliced from 2 exons. The coding region runs from base 1 to 441 and encodes 146 amino acids. The record is from RefSeq and is a predicted model, not a curated record.
AUGCCGGGGGGCCCCACGGCUCCGAGCUCCGCCAAUGGGCGCGGCCGGGCAAAAAGAGAAACAGAGCAGCCGGCUCGGCCGCAGGAUUCGAAUCGAACGUCCGCACGGGCGCCGGGCGCUGGCGGAGGGAUGUGCACUCCCAGCAACACACCUGCCACGCCACCCAACUUCCCCGACGCACUGGCCAUGUUCUCCAAGCUUCGUGCCUCCGAGGGCCUGCAGAGCAGCAACAGCCCCAUGACGGCCGUGGCCUGCUCCCCGCCUGCAAACUUCAGCCCCUUUUGGGCCUCAUCCCCUCCCAGCCACCAGGCGCCAUGGAUCCCACCCUCCUCCCCCACCACCUUCCACCGCCUGCACUGCCCACAGCCCACGUGGCCCCCCGGAGCACCGCAGGCGGGCGCCCAGCAGAAAGCCGUGGCGGCGCUGGAUGGCCAGAGAUGA